AAACGACAAUUUAGUAGCUCCGAGACGUUGACGAGCGUUGCGCUCGCAUUCCAAGAGCCGACCUCACUCUCAGAUUGAAACCGACUCGGCGAAAUGCACUUGACAUCCACGCUGAUUGGCCUUCUUAUCGUCGGCUUGGGGAUCGAGCUACCCACUCCCUGCGUCGCCCAGUUUUGGCUACUGGCAAAUCCCGCUCCUCAAUGGUGGCGCAAUGAGGCCCUGGCCAAAAGACCCUCCGGAAUCUGCUACAAGUCUGUCACUGUGGAUACCGUGAAUCCGAAUUCCCGAAGACGACAGAUCUCCUACUGCUGCGAUGACUAUGUGAACGAGGGCAACAGCCAAAACCUGAACUGUGUGCCCAUCUGCAGGGAGGAUUGCUCGAAUGGCGUGUGCAUUGCGCCCGGAAAUUGCGAGUGUGCUCCUGGAUACGACCGGAGGGACGGGAAGUGCCGAAUUGAAUAAUUAAAUAAAAAUACAUAAGCAAAACAAAUUAAGUUACUUAUUAGCUGUCAAUUAAUAAUCUAUUUUGAUCUAAGCAAAGGUCAAGACAAUUUAAAAGAUUUGAAACAAGAUUGUGAAG
Molecule: messenger RNA, 580 nt
Organism: Drosophila gunungcola (fruit fly)
Lineage: Eukaryota; Metazoa; Arthropoda; Insecta; Diptera; Drosophilidae
Product: platelet endothelial aggregation receptor 1
Exons: 2
Coding region: 94-462 (122 amino acids)
Source: RefSeq, a predicted model, not a curated record